AGGACCUUCUUGGCUGCGGGCUAUUCCCAGAAUGACUUCAUUUCGAACGUGACAAUGUAUGAUGAGCAAAAGCUUUACUUUUAUCCCCGAGCAGUCUCUGCGGCUAUUUCAACCCAGAAGCUAAGUAAGGCUUUGAGAACUAGAUUUUGACCACACAGCCAAGCUGCUGUCUCGAGACGUCGAACCUAUAUUCUAACUUGGACAACCGUUAAAUGCUUCAUAUUCUGCCCCCCCCGGUUGGCAUCUCUUCCAAAGAGGAACCCCACCAUCUCAAGGCUUUUCGAAAGCAUCAAGGGCCUUUUAUCGUCCCAGAGAGCUAGCUCCUACUGGUCAACACGACGAGAUCACCAUACAUCUGCUGCCAUCAGUGUUUAUUCGUGGGCGUAGGAGGAAGACUAUGAUAGUCACAACCAACGCCGCCGAAACAUAUGACACCAAUGCUCUACUCCGCGUAACGCCAAUUCUCAGCCGGUUCCAACCUGCAAUCUGAUCCCUUUAUGCUGUCAGGUUCUUGGGUUUUCAGAUACUUUUCAGCCAUCAAACAACACGGACACUGGUACACAACGCUACUGGGACUACCGUAUCUGGCAUGCCGCUCCAGCCAUCGCAAGCACUGUUUCACCAAGACUCUCUGGGCCAGCACAAUAACCACGUGCCCACGUCUUCAAUAUUAUUGUUUGGAUCAAACCCUCCAGUUCUCGACAAGACUUGUCGAAAGACUGCCUGUCACAGCCGUAGGUGUCACUUACACAGAGCGAAGACAUCGCCGCCAAGGCCCCUACUGCAGCUGGGCACACCUGCGUAUUACCAGACCCAUUCGGCCAUACAGACGAGUCUCAUCCUAUCCCCCCUAUCGCCAAUCUCGAGGUUUUUAUCCAAACAAAGCAGCCUUGACGGGCUCGCUGCUGGUACUCACGCCGCACUAUUUCGGCAAGCAGAUCCAGAAGCGUCAGCUGGAAGUGCCCGAGUAUGCCGCGAGUUUUGUCAACUAUAAGGCUCUCAAAAAGCUCAUCAAGAAACUAUCUGCCACCCCGAUCCUCAGCGCGCAAAAUGACCCUCACUGCCCAGCUACCCCUGUAGACUCCCAGGCUGCUCUGCAGGCAAAUAGAGCCAAGUUCUUCUUUCAACUGGAACGAGAAUUGGAAAAGGUCAAUGCCUUUUACCUGCAGAAAGAAGCCGAGCUCAAAGUACGUCUCAAGACCUUACUAGACAAGAAGAGAGUUCUUCAGUCUCGUCGGGGCGUCUCCAGACGAUCGGCCAAGUUUGCUACGCUCCAAGAGGGAUUCCAACAGUUCGCCAAUGACCUCAACAAGCUGCAACAGUUUGUGGAAAUCAACGGCACUGCCUUUUCCAAAAUCCUCAAGAAAUGGGACAAGACGUCAAAGUCGAAAACGAAAGAGCUGUAUCUCUCGCGCGCCGUCGAGGUGCAGCCAUUUUUCAACGCCCCCGUCAUUAGCGAGCUGUCGGACCAGGCGACGACUAGCUUACAGGAAUUGGGUGCCUGGGCAGAAGGGGAUAAUGUCAAUUUCGAGAGCCGGCCAGAACACAUAGUCAGCAGCCAACACCUCCUUGGAACCGACGAAGGCGAUGCGGACACGCUUCUCUUAGAAACGGCCAUUUUCGGCUAUUUGGAGUCAUUGCGAGACCUCCUUUCGAGGAUGAAAGCGGCGUCCGAGUCGACAACCACCAUGGACAACUCUUUGAUGGAAAGAGUGACGCGCACCUUCUUGGCUGCCAUCCACGAAGCCCCUCAAGCUUCUUUGGAUGUGCUGCUAGCCACUGACUUGGUGGACAUCCAGUCGGAGGACGAUAUCAACGAGAGGAAUUGUCUGCACCAGGCUACUAUUUAUGGCAACUCCUUCGUACUGAAUGUUGGCCUUUCGAAUGGGGUUGCUGUGAAUCGAACGGACGUUUAUGGUCGGGUACCGCUUCACUAUGCAAGCAUGCAUGGCCGGUUAGAUAUGGUUGAUGCGCUCCUCCAAGCCGAUGCGGCAACGGCCGACUUAAUCGACCACGACAACUUCACUCCCCUGAUUCAUGCUAUCAUCCAUGGUCACAUUGCUUGCGUAGAGCGAAUUUUGGCAACCUCGUCUCGACUAGACCCUAAAUCAGAUACGGACCAUGUACCGCUCAACCUGGCUUGUGAACACGGCUCUGUUGAGAUAGUGGAACUUCUGUUGCGAAAUGGAGCCCAAAUACUACCCGAUGCAGAGGGGUUGUAUCCUCAACAUCUGGUCGCUCGAUCGGGUCAAACACCCCGUUUACUCAUGUUACUGAAACAGUUCGGAGCCGACCUGGAUCAAAUCGAUAAGUUGUAUGGUUGGACGCCCCUAGUCCAUGCCGCGAGCGAAGGCAACGUUCCCUGUCUCCAGGAGCUGCUCAACAUCGGUGCCAAUUCCAACAUCGUCGACGAGAAAGACCUGCCUGCCAUGUACUAUGCUGCAUGGGAAGGUCAUUUAGAGUGUAUGAAACUGCUCUCGCCCCAUCAAAGGGACAAUAAAUCAAGCCCCAUGAUGACGCAAGGCAGUGCGUAUCUUGCACCGAUGGACAGUAGUGGUCCUAUGCCCAUGUCCCUCGACGCAGACACUAUCCCGGCCCUCGAACUGCCACCCCCGAUCAUACCACUUCGGCGAUAUGGCCACAACUUUCUCGAUACAAAGACCGUUGUCCAACUCAGCUUUGAGGAGAGCGGCGAACAGCCUCUUAUCUUUUUCCAUGACAGCAAGUAUCCUGCAGCACGAUUGACGAUAUCGUCGAAAGCUACCGAUCUCAUCCCCAAAAACAUCAUGCUUCCAUUUCAGGAGGACACCAGAUUGGUGUUAUUCCAGGUUGAGGAGCUAGACACGUUUACUCUUGAUUUCGACGUAUUCCCUACGUAUGGUGCUAAGAUCAUCGCGAAGACUGUCGCUCUCCCGGAUACUUUCCGGGCCUCACUACGUAGCUCUGGAAGAUGUUGCUUGCCCCUUUUCGACCCGCGGCUACGUGCUAUCGGACAGAUCAGCUUCAAUACUCAGGUCAUCAAACCUUUUCAGGGAGCGCCCCUCGAGAUUACAGAUUUCGAGACGUAUUGGAAAGCAACAAGUCAGGAUGACCAACAUACAAGUAUGUUUGUUAUGGGGUCGAGUCUAUCGGGCGAAUUUGUACAAGUGUUCGUACAAUGCACCAGUGACGGGGUUCCAGUCUUGUGGCCGAGAUGGCUGCUGCACUGCGGAGGGAUCGAGAUACCCGUCGCACGGCUAUCCUAUGAACAAUUCAUGACGAUCACUGCUCAGAGCCCGAGUCGAGCUCAUCUGGCAGCAAUCUCGUCUCAACCCCUGGAGAACAUUGCUGAGAUCCACCGUGUUCUAGCAACCGCCGGCGUCUCCCUGAAAGACGCGUUGGCACUGUUGCCAGCUACAAUGCACGUCAACAUCCAAAUUCUCUACCCUUCAGAAGAGGAAGAACGGAGCAUGGGUCUAGGACCAACAGUAGACGCCAACAACUUCGUGGAUGCCAUCUUGGCCGAAGUCUUCGACCACGCUAGGGCGCAACGGGCUCAAGUACAGGCCCCCGAAAUGGUCCGAUCCGUCGUCUUCAGUUCCUACAACCCUACACUCUGCACGACGCUGAACUGGAAACAACCCAACUUCCCCGUCUUUCUCUGCAACGACCUCGGACGCGAGGAGACCAUGCCGGCGCCUGACGUGAUCCAAAGCAGCGGGCGGAGGACGUCGUCCAUCAAGGAGGCCGUUAGGAUCGCCCAGAACAACAACUUCAUGGGCUUGAUCUGUUGUUCUCGCCUCUUGGACAUGGUACCGGCUCUCGUGGACGCCAUCAAGUCCCAGGGACUUGCGUUGGUCGUGGACAAGUCGGCAGAUAAGACGUUGGGGGCUCAUCCCAGUGCCGAUCCGCUGCCGAAGGGAAUUGACGGCAUCGUGAAGAAUAAUGGCGUGUUGCGAUUCAACGAGUCCAUAGAUGUGUAGUGGUAGGGGGAAGAUAUAAUCGGUGAACGGAUUUGCAUAGGAUCGGGGUUGGAGGCGGACUUAGUUGGGAGGGGGGGGGGCUAUUU
Molecule: messenger RNA, 4048 nt
Organism: Pseudomassariella vexata
Lineage: Eukaryota; Fungi; Ascomycota; Sordariomycetes; Amphisphaeriales; Pseudomassariaceae
Product: ankyrin repeat protein nuc-2
Exons: 8
Coding region: 498-3962 (1154 amino acids)
Biological process (GO): lipid metabolic process
Molecular function (GO): phosphoric diester hydrolase activity; protein binding
Source: RefSeq, a predicted model, not a curated record